Molecule: messenger RNA, 1485 nt
Organism: Papilio polytes (common Mormon)
Lineage: Eukaryota; Metazoa; Arthropoda; Insecta; Lepidoptera; Papilionidae
Product: 5-hydroxytryptamine receptor
Exons: 6
Coding region: 88-1485 (465 amino acids)
Biological process (GO): adenylate cyclase-activating adrenergic receptor signaling pathway
Cellular component (GO): membrane
Molecular function (GO): G protein-coupled receptor activity
Source: RefSeq, a predicted model, not a curated record
AACAUAAUUGUGAUGACAAAAUGAUCACCAGAGACACGGAGCGACACUGAACGUGUAGCCAGAGGGCGAGCGACAAGGUGUGCUAUCAUGAACGAUUCCCGACUCCCGCGCACCUUCAAUGAAACCAAUGAUGACGUCACGUACUCGACGUCGGACUGGUACAGUGGUAACUGUUCGUGGGCUGACGCGGUAUCAUGGGGCUGCAACAACACGCGCGGCGCCAGCGGUAACGUUACCGAUACGGACAUCACCUCGCUCGUCCUCAUGGCCGUCACAUCCGUGGUGCUCGCGCUCAUCAUCUUAGCAACUAUUGUCGGUAAUGUGUUCGUGAUAGCAGCAAUAAUAAUAGAGAGAAACCUUCAGAAUGUCGCCAAUUACCUGGUCGCCUCGCUCGCUGUCGCCGACUUGAUGGUGGCAUGUCUCGUCAUGCCUCUUGGAGCUGUAUACGAGGUCAGCCAGGGUUGGAUCCUAGGUCCUGAACUAUGUGAUAUGUGGACAUCCAGCGAUGUCCUUUGUAGUUCCGCUUCAAUACUCCAUCUAGUCGCCAUAGCUACUGAUAGGUAUUGGGCAGUAACUGAUGUGGAUUACAUCCACAUUAGAAACGAAAAGAGAAUCUUCACUAUGAUCUUUCUCGUAUGGGCUGCCGCACUCGUAGUCUCCCUCGCCCCACAGCUGGGCUGGAAGGACCCUGACUACCUCGCCAGGAUUACACAGCAACAAAAAUGUCUUGUCAGCCAAGACCUCGCAUACCAGAUCUUCGCAACGUGUUCUACGUUCUACGUACCGUUAGCUGUUAUCCUCAUACUAUACUGGAAGAUCUUUCAAACAGCUAGAAGACGAAUCAGAAGGAGGAGGGAACCGCCACCGCCCAGGCCGACGUCCGCUGACGGUGCUACGCCCUCCGGCCGACCAGUGCAGUCGGCGAGGGACAGACGAUUUGUAAAGAAGCGCUUUUUGAAUCUCAAGAAAUGCAACCAACGUACUCGAGCAGAGACUAUAGCGGCCGCGCUGCUACUAACAGAAGGUCAAAGCACUUCAACAGUAGACACGUUGGACGAAGAACCUCGGACGACAGCAUUUACUAUUAACGAGAAAGUUCCCUCAACUGUAUCACCAGAAAAGUCUUCCUCUACGACAGUAACGAAUGGUUCGAAACCCGAAAGAGCUAUUGUUCCUGCUUUAUCUCAAAGGGAGAAGAAAGAGUCCCUCGAAGCUAAAAGAGAGCGGAAAGCUGCGAAGACGCUUGCAAUCAUCACAGGAGCUUUCGUCUUCUGCUGGCUGCCAUUCUUCAUUAUGGCAUUAGUGAUGCCUAUAUGCCAGUCUUGUGUGAUAAGUGAUUACUUAGCUAGUUUUUUCUUGUGGCUCGGAUACUUCAACUCUACCCUUAAUCCGGUCAUCUACACGAUAUUCAGCCCCGAUUUCCGACAGGCGUUCGCGCGGAUUCUCUUCGGCACUCACAGGCGUGCUCGUAAUAAAAAAUUCUAA